Molecule: messenger RNA, 2378 nt
Organism: Zea mays
Lineage: Eukaryota; Viridiplantae; Streptophyta; Magnoliopsida; Poales; Poaceae
Exons: 2
Coding region: 236-1480 (414 amino acids)
Molecular function (GO): RNA binding
Source: RefSeq, a predicted model, not a curated record
CUCUCUGCUCUGCUCUAUAGUCCUCGUUUUUCACAAGUCACAGGGGAGGAAGGCGGCUGGGGACGGGGGCGUGGAGCGGCCAGCGCGGGCACGCCGUCGAGGCGGCGCGGCGUUGGCUGCGCUGGUGCGCCCUAUACGCGUCGGCGUACGUGCCGCUCCCACUCGCUGUCGACUGUCGAGCUUUGCUGUCAUCUCCCUCCCCUGAUUCUCCGCCUUCCCCUCCUCGCCGCCCACAAUGCUUCUCCCGGCCGUCGCCGCCAGCCGCCUGGUCCUGGUCCCGUUCCGGCUCUCCGCCGCCCGGCGCAUAUCCUCCCUGAAGGUCCCGUGGAAGCGAGACCCCGCCCUCGACGCUGCCAUCGCCCGGGACCGCCGCUUCCUCCAAGCGUCCCGCCUCGUCCGCGAGGUGCUCCUCUCGCCGGGUCGCCGCCUCCUCUUCCGCUACCUCACCAAGCGCCGCGAGCGCAUCAAGCUCCCCGUCCACGUCCCCACUUUCCUCAAGCGCUACCCCACCCUCCUCGCCGUCUCCGCUCCCCCGGAGCCCGUCGCCUCGCCCUCCCCGCACCUCCUCGCUUUCCUCGACUUCGCCUCCCGCCUCUACGAGCUUCAUGCCCCUCUCCUCGCCUCCAGGCUCGCCAAGCUCCUCAUGAUCUCCUCCACGCGUGCUCUGCCCGUCACCAAGAUCGCCGCCGCCAAGCGCUACUUCGGCCUCCCCGACGACUUCCUGGCCUCGCUGGUCCCGAGGUACCCUGGCCUCUUCCGCCUCGUCGGUGACCCCGGGCCUGACGCGUCCGGGAACGCGUUCCUCGAGCUGGUUGCUUGGGACGAUGAGCUGGCCAAGUCGGUGAUCGAAGCUAAGGCUGACAAGGAGGCCGAUGUCGUCGGAAUUAGGCCGAGGCCAAACUUCACUGUGAAAUUGCCCAAGGGGUUUUACCUCAAGAAGGAAAUGAGGGAAUGGGUGAGGGAUUGGCUUGAGUUGCCAUAUAUCUCGCCGUACGCAGAUGCAUCCGGUCUGCAUCCGGCAUCUCCGGAAGCUGAGAAGAGAUCGAUUGGUGUUUUACAUGAGGUGUUGUCCCUGACAGUAGAGCGGAGGAUGGCGGUACCAAUUAUCGGGAAAUUUUGUGAUGAGUAUAGGCUGCCAAAUGCAUUUGCUAAUGCGUUCACGAGGCACCCAGGUAUCUUCUAUGUGUCACUUAAGGGUGGCAUCAAGACAGCAGUAUUGAGGGAAGCAUAUGAUGAGAAUGGAGAGCUUAUCGAUAGAGACCCAAUGCUUGAGCUGAAGGAGAGAUUUGUGGCAAUCAUGGAAGAGGGGCAUAAGCAGUAUCUAGAGGACUUGAAGAGGAAGAGAGAGGCACUGCAGAAAGACAGGGAGGAUGCAGGUCGCCAGGAUGCAAAGGCAGAGAUUGAGGAUCGGGUUGAGGAGGAAUGGCACAGUGAGGCUUCAGAAGGAGAUGAUGACACAGAUGAUGCUUAUAGGCAGUAGGAGGCCAUGGGAAUGCAGUGUUGUUAGUGGCUCUUCUGCUUGUAGUUCCAUUUGUCCCUGGUCAAGUGUUGCCUGGAGAACUGGCAGAGAAAUUUGGUUGGUUUGCCUAUGUUCUUUCUUUAACCUGCUGGCUGUUAAUACAAGAUAUAUUGGAAUUUAACACACUCUUAGGGCUAGGGAUUUGAGUUUCCAAACUGGCACUUAAGGACUGGUGAGAUCCAUUUGACCUAACAAACUUGGAAGAUUUUCUUGUCAGCAGUCUUCAUGGAUGCCUUUGUUGUUGUUAGUUGACUCACUGGGGCUGUGGAGGGUACAGCUGGCUUUUGUGCUGUGACCUUUGCCAUCCAUUCGGAUUCAGAAAUUAUUGUCAAGUUGAUCAGUGCAAGUCUAUUCCUUUUUAUGGGAUUUUCUUAAAAAUGCCGCAUCAUGUCAUGCUCACUACACAUCAUUAACACAGAUACCACAUAUAUGACAUGAAGUAAUCUUUUUUAAUAUGCGCUCAAGAGUUUUGUGUAAUGGCACAAUUCAAUUCCUUCAUAACAACCUACCCAAAUUUUCAGCUGUGUCUCAUUUGAUCAUUUCUUUCGAGGAUCCAAAUAUCACUAGAUGAGCUAUGUACUCCUGUCCCGAACUUUUUUCCCUCACGGCCACUACAUCGAACAAUCUGACUUCGUGCGGCUCCUGACCCUGGUUGGAAGUGUUCGCUUCAGCUAAAACAGCUCCAGCUGCGGCCUCUCUCUGCAGAUCAUUGUAGCAGCAGCAGCGCUGCCAAGGGAUUAGUUGUUGCAUCCUAUGAUGCAACCAUAAUAUGUUCAUGCAGCAACUCAGUUCAGUUGUACUGUUUGACUCGAGAAAUGUAACAAGCUGUACUGUUAAACCAGGUGAUCCUAUUGGUGUC